Messenger RNA from Prosopis cineraria, 1450 nucleotides. Its product is annotated as wall-associated receptor kinase 5-like. Gene Ontology annotation, cellular component: membrane. Lineage: Eukaryota; Viridiplantae; Streptophyta; Magnoliopsida; Fabales; Fabaceae. The record is from RefSeq and is a predicted model, not a curated record. Gene Ontology annotation, molecular function: protein serine/threonine kinase activity. The coding region runs from base 266 to 892 and encodes 208 amino acids. The transcript has 3 exons.
UGAAGCUUUGGUUGAUUCUACUAUUAUUAGCAGCCAUAGGAGCCACUAUAGAAGCUCAAUCGCUUGAAUGCUGCCUCAGUAAAUUAAAUGUGGAGAUGCAGAGAUUCCAUAUCCAUUCGGCGUUGGGGUGCAACCUAAUACUGGUCGAAACUGCUUCUUGCAAGAGUCAUUUUAUCUCACUUGCAAUACCUCCACCUCCACGUUAUUCUACAGCGACCGCCCAGUUUCUAACAUAUCUGUUCAAGGUGGUCAUCUUGACAUUUCCAUGCCUGUCUCCAAGAUUUGUUACAAUCAACCGGGCAGCGAUAUCUCUAAUAGUCACUCUCUUGAAAACAAUCCUCCUUUCACCUUAUCCAGCACCCAAAACAAGUUCGCAAGUGUUGGUUGCGACACUCUCGGCAUAAUUCAAUUCCAGAACAAUCUUAAAAAUGGUGGCUGCGUGACGCUAUGCGACUUGCCUCCUCCGGGAGAUUUGAAUGACAAGACUUGUUCGGGGACUGGGUGUUGCCAGGUGGAUAUUCCCGUGGGAAUGAGGAAUCUCACUGUUCUAGCAUCUGCCGUCUUCAACCACUCAAACGUCCCGGCUUUUAACAAUUGCAGUUGUGCUUUUGUUGCCAAACAGAGCUGGUUUAAUUUCUCCGUUGAUUAUCUGCACGACUUUCCCUUUGAUGUGGUCCCACUUGUCCUAGAUUGGACUGUUUUAGAUGAUACUUGUCAGGUUGCUUUCAUCACACCGGAUUAUGCCUGUACCUCUAGCACUAAAUGUAUCGACUCCACUGAUGGAUUUGGUUGCAAUUACAAAUGCAAACCCGGUUUUGAUGGAAACCCAUCCCAUUCUUAUGGGUGUCAUGAAAUGAAAUGCAGACUUGGACGAAUGCCAGGAAUCUACUGACAACUGCAUAGGUAAAGAAAAUUGCCACAACACAAUUGGAUCUUUUGAGUGUUCUUGCCCGCCUGGCUGCUCUGGGAAUGGAACCACGCUGGGGGAUGCCACCCACCCUAGUCAAAAAUUCCACUUGCUAUGGUCUUCAUUGGUAUAAGUAUAGGCUUGAUAGCUCUGUUUAUGAGCAUAUCUUGGUUGUACUUGGUGUCCCAAAAGAGGAAGCUCAUCAAGCAAAAGGGGGAAAAAAAUUGUCAAAACGGUGUUUCAUCUUGCAACAAUGACUCUUUGGAAAACACGGCCCUUCCCUCGCAACUGAAAUAUUUACUGACAAUGAAUUAAAAAUGGCCACCAACAACUAUCAUGACAACUUGAUCAUUGGUUGAGAAGGUUUUGGUACUGUUCAAAAAGGCAUUCUCCCGGACAAGAAAGUUCUUGCAAUCAAGAAAUCCAAACUGAUGAAUCAAAGCCAAGUUGAACAAUUUGUUAAUGAGGUGAUUGUAACCUCCCAAAUAAAUCAUCACAAUAAAGUCAAACUCAUGGUAUGUUGUUUGAAAACAGAAGUUCCUC